Malus domestica (apple) is the source of this 1884-nucleotide messenger RNA. RefSeq names its product probable inorganic phosphate transporter 1-9. The record is from RefSeq and is a predicted model, not a curated record. Gene Ontology annotation, molecular function: transmembrane transporter activity. Gene Ontology annotation, cellular component: membrane. NCBI's taxonomy places the organism in Eukaryota, Viridiplantae, Streptophyta, Magnoliopsida, Rosales, Rosaceae. Gene Ontology annotation, biological process: transmembrane transport.
UACCAAUGCGUACUAAUACAGAUAGUCUAUUGAGGCAAAUAAUAGUAAGUUAUGGCGUUAAAAGUCCUUUCUGCUCUUGACACGGCGAAGACGCAGUGGUACCACUUCAAGGCCAUCAUCGUCGCCGGCAUGGGCCUCUUCACUGACGCCUACGACCUGUUCUGCAUCCCUCCCAUCUUGCGACUCCUCGGCCGCGUCUACUACCAGAAAGACCGAAUCUUCCGAGACAAUAGGUUCGACAACAACGACAAUAACUUCUUCGUUCGCAUUGAUGUGGCUACGGCGCUCUUGUGCGUCUCUCUCCUGGGAACCGUCAUCGGACAGCUCGUCUUCGGAAGACUAGGGGACCGAAUCGGAAGGCGCCGCGUGUACGGGCUGUCCCUGAUGGUGAUGGUGCUCAGCGCCCUAGGAUGCGGCUUCUCCGUGUGCACGUCGCCGGGCUGCGUUCUGGUGAGUCUUGGGUUCUUUAGGUUCCUACUGGGGAUCGGGAUCGGAGGGGACUAUCCGCUCUCCGCCACCAUCAUGUCGGAGUUUGCCAACAAGAGGACACGCGGUUCGUUCAUAGCAGCCGUGUUUUCCAUGCAAGGGUUUGGGAUUCUGGCUAGCUCCAUCGUGACGAUGACGGUGUGCGGGAUCUUCGACGAAGCGUCGAAUGCGAAGGGGACGGAGAAGACUCCCAGCCAAGCUGACGUCGCAUGGAGGCUGAUACUGAUGCUGGGCGCCAUUCCUGCUGCCAUGACGUAUUAUUGGCGUAUGAUGAUGCCUGAAACUGCCAGAUAUACAGCACUGGUUGAGCUAAAUGUCCUCCAAGCGGCAAAGGACAUGGAGAAAGUGUUGGAUGUCUCAAUGAGUCAAAUUGUAGAAGAUGAAUCAUUGCCAUUGCCACAAGAUCCACCAUCCUAUCCCCUUCUCUCCAAGCAAUUUUUACGUCUCCACGGCCGCGAUCUCUUCGGUUGUUCUGCUUCAUGGUUUCUUGUCGAUGUUGUCUUCUACAGCAGCAACCUUUUCCAAUCUCAAGUAUAUGGAAAAUUCCUCCCGAAAAAAUACAAAGCCAACGCCUAUCAAGAUGCUCUAUUUGUUGCACUGCUGCAAGCCAUAGUUGCAAUGUGCUCAACAAUUCCAGGCUACUGGUUCACUGUCUACUUCAUCGAUCGAAUUGGAAGACGCAAAAUCCAAAUGAUGGGUUUUCUUGUCAUGGCAUUGGUUUAUUUCGCGCUAGGGAUACCCUACAAGUUUUAUUGGGUAAAGCAUGUCAAUGCAGGCUUCAUGGUCCUCUACGGCCUCACUUUCUUCUUCGCAAAUUUUGGACCAAACACCACUACUUUUAUAGUGCCUGCUGAACUUUUUCCGGCAAGAUUCAGAUCGACUUGUCAUGGGAUAUCAGGGGCUGCUGGGAAGGUAGGGGCCAUUGUUGGAGUUAUAGGGUUUGCGUUUGUCUCACAUGGUAAAACAGAGGAGCAUCCGAAAGCGGUAGAGAUGACGGUCUCAUUGGUAAUUUUGGGCGGAGUUUGCAUUUUGGGAAUGGUGGUAACGUAUUUUUUCACACCCGAAACCAAUGGCAAAUCACUAGAAGAGAAUGAGGAAUAUGAUGAAGAGUAACUGCUGCCGCUUAAGAAUUAUAAUGCUACUCGGCCCAUUUAUUUGUAUGAUCAUUUGUAACAUCUUUAAUAGAGUAUGAUCCACUACACAUGCAUGUUCUAUCUUUACUGGAAAGAUAGUACAAAUGAUGAUACAAGUAGAUGGUAAAAAUAAUAUUUUUGGAUAAUUUUUCCUUCAACAUGUGUUUUAAUUAUGUUUAGAAUUAUGCAUAUGUCUAUGUCCCGUACAUUAAUUAUAUGCUCAGAUUUGAGUGAGAUAAAACAUAAGUAGUGGAUUAUAUAUAUA